GCUGUCGCAUCCGCUGACGUUUUGUUGACAUCACAGUUUUCAAUGAUUGGAGCAGUCUGCGUGAAAGAGGUCGACUUGAGUCGUAACCGUAUAAUAUCGAUACAGUCAGGAGGAAUAAAUUUAAUGAAACAUAAAAAUUGCUUAGAAAAACUUAUUCUCAAAGAAAAUAGUAUAUGGGGUGACCGUAGUAUUGUUAUAGAAUUGGUUCAAUUGGUAAAUGUUCGUUGGUUAGAUAUAUCGAAUCAGGCAACGUUACACGUCAAAACGAAAGUUAACAAAAACAAAAACUGUGUACGUUGUCUAGAUAUAACAGAUACAAAAUAUUUAUCUGACAGAUUAACGUUUGCCUUCCAACUACCACGUAAUCUGCAAUAUAUAGAUGUAUCAUAUUUUGGUAUAAGAAAUUCUGGUUUAGUUAAUCUAAAUUUCACAAAUGCUGGUAAAGUGGAUUUCUUAAAUCUAGCUGGUAAUAAGUUCAAAGAUUGUCUUGGACAUUUUCAUGGACUGUCACAUUUACAAACACUUGACAUCUCGGAUUUUAAUUGUAGUGAGCUUGAUCUAAAAAUAAUCAGUUUUAUGCCAUAUUUGAAAACAUUGAUUAGCAGAAGAACACAUUUAAAUGUCGGAUUGCAAAAUGAUGUAAAUGGUGAAUUUUUAAAACAAUUAUUUGACGUGAAACAUAUUGACUUCUCAGACAAUGGGUUUGUUACAUUCAAUCAAAACAUGUUUGUAUCGCAGUACCGUUCACUCAUUUCAUUAGAUUUAUCAAAAAACAAAUUUUCCAAAUUCCCAAUUCAAAUCAGCAAAUUUUCAACUUUGAUGAAAUUAAGUCUCGUGCAAAAUCGGAUUGCUUAUCUACAGAAAUCUGAUAUGAAUCAACUGGAGAACUACAUACGUGAGCAUAAUAUUAAAUUUGAGCUUCUUUUGAAUGACAAUCAUUUCGUUUGCAAUUGUGACUCGAUCGAUUUUGUGAUAUGGCUCCAAGAAACAAAAGUGACACUAGAUAAAAACCGCAACUACUCGUGUGUGUAUAUUGAUAACAGCCAGAAAAAUACAGUUUAUGCAUACAAACAUCUUGAAUUCAUUGAGAGUAAAUGCCCCAGUAAGAUAUGGCUUACCAUAACAAUAAUUGGUGUGGUGGUUUUUCUUUUCAUUUUCACAGCAAGUGUCAUAGCAUACAAAUAUAGAAUAACUCUACAUUUUUGGUACCUUCAUAUCCGCCGGAAGUACCGCCAUUAUACAGCACUAGAAGGAGGUUCUAAAGAGUACAAGUAUAAUGCAUUCGUUGCCUAUUAUAAUGAAGAUGAAGAAUGGGUUUGUGGGUCUCUCGUUAAUUAUUUGGAAAAGAAAAAUGGUUUGGCAUUAUGUUUACACGAUAGAGAUUUUGCAGCUGGGAAGCUUAUUAUGGAUAAUAUCAUAGACGCCAUUUUUGAAAGCAAAAAAGUAGUUCUUGUUAUCAGUGAAGAAUUCUUGAAAAGUUCAUGGUGCGAGUUCGAACUUGAUAUGGCGAGAAUGAAAAUGUUUCAAGACAACAGAGAUAUGUUGGUCGUUGUCCUGUUGGACAAACUUUCUACGUCACAAAUGCCUAUUUCCUUACAGAGAAUUUGGAACAAAGUGACAUGUUUAGAAGUUGACGAAACAAUCUGAACAAAUCAAAAUGGCAAUUUUGAACAUUUAUUCUGGAAAAGACUAUAUGAAGCAGUCGUGAUGUAAAUGGAAAUUUAAACGUUGAUCAAUUCUACUUAUUAUACGAAUAAAAAGCACCACUUGAGAUGUAUUGCAUUCCAAAAGCAAUCUUUGGACAAGUGUCUAUAAAACAUUUAAAGCUCUUAAUCACACUGAAACAUUGUCGAUGAAGAAGUAUCGUCAACUUUCUGUAAUUAUUUCUUUAAAUUUAUUUGUUACAAUGUAGACAUGCAUCAGUUUACAAGUAGUAAAUGUAGGUCUAUGACACACGGCGUUCCGUUCCUUAACAUCAUGUGAAUAUUUCAUUUCCGGAAUUUACUUGAAACAUCUAUAUAAAACAAGUGAGGACACAGAUACAUAUUGUCAGUGGUGCAAAGAUGGAUAUAGAUGCAUAAAAAAUAAGUUCAUGUUUAGUAAAAGAAAAUGUACUGUGGUCAUGAAACAGACAUACUUUUUCUAGUAUGUUUUUGUCGUUAUAAAUAACCAAGGGAAUUUGACAACAGGCAAAGCCUUUAUAUUCAACCUACUGGAUAGGCAUUGUCGCAUAACACCUCAUGUUCCUUUUAGUUGGAAAGCAAAAUAAAAACCUUUAGUGAAUUAUUAUCUAACCUCCUUUACAUUUCUAGGAAUAUCAUUGGCUCAAAGCGAACAGACAUACCUAAAUUUAGACAAUGCCUGUAACAUAUAUAGUGAAAAGAAUAAUUUUGAAGAGUUGAGUUUUUUCUAGUGUUAAAAAUACAUAAGUUUCAUUCAACAGUUCAUCCUGAAGAAUAUCAAUUUGAAAGUCUGUUUUGGUCUUGUGAGUUUUAUCCCUUUAGAACAUCUUUUCUUGUAACAUUUGAGAAAUGUUGAAGAGUUGGAGCUAGUAAAAGGCAUACUUUGUAAGGAGCAGAAUUAGUAUAAUUUCUUUUUUUCUAUAUGUUAACAACAUACUCAUCAUAUAUACCAGGAUUAAAAUUGCGUACGCCAGACACACGUUUCGUCUGCAAAAGACUCACCAGUGACGCUCGAAUCAAAAAAAUAAAACGACCAAAUAAAGUACGACGUUAAAGAGCAUUGAGGACCAAAAAUUGCGAAAGGUUUAGCCAAAUACAUUUAAGGUUGUUUAUUCCUUGGGUAGAAAAUCCUUAGUAUUUCGAAAAAAACAAGGUUGUGUAUACAAUUAAUUCUGGUCUUAUAUUACUUUAAUAUACGUAUUUUAAAACAAAUGUGGAACAUAAAAAGACAAUGCUUUAACAUUUAAACUAUGGAAAACUUUUAAAAUAUAUAAACCAUGAAGUAAGGUGUCUGGUUUAAAUUAUCUCCAAGGAAAUGAGAUGUGUUAAUGACAACGGGUGCAACUAGGGGAGCAGGAUCUGCUUACCCUUCCGGAGCACCUUAGAUAACCCCCGAUUUUUUUGGGGGUUUCAUGUUGCUCAG
This is a messenger RNA of Mytilus californianus (California mussel), 3105 nucleotides long. Its product is annotated as toll-like receptor 4. The record is from RefSeq and is a predicted model, not a curated record. Gene Ontology annotation, molecular function: transmembrane signaling receptor activity. NCBI's taxonomy places the organism in Eukaryota, Metazoa, Mollusca, Bivalvia, Mytilida, Mytilidae. The transcript has a single exon. The coding region runs from base 43 to 1647 and encodes 534 amino acids. Gene Ontology annotation, biological process: immune response; inflammatory response; toll-like receptor signaling pathway. Gene Ontology annotation, cellular component: membrane.